ACGUGCGGCAGUCGGCAUGUUUAUUUUGAAAAAUUGAAAUUUUUGAUUUCGAAUAAACUUUUAUCUUGCAAUGACAGACAGCGAUUCUUCUGAAGGCGAAGAUCUUUCUCGCUUUAAAGAAGCGGUAGACACUAAUUUUGUAAACUUAAUCAACCAAAAAGUUCAUUCAUCUAAAUCUAGUAUUCACCCAACAGAAACAAAACAGAAAUCAGAACGUUAUUUAGAAGAAACGAGUCAUUAUAAUGAUGUUAAAGUGCCUUUGGAGCUACAGAAGAGGAUUGGUGAUAAAAUAUCUAGUAUCAUAAACAAAAACAUUCAGUUUGUAGAUAUAGAUCCAAAGAAGCACAAAAGGAAAAUAAAGGGAGGAGUCAAAUUGUUCAAAGAUUCUGAAGAUUUCUUGUCAUGUAAUGAAGAUGAGGAUACAUAUACAGAAUCUCACAAUAAAGAAGCAAAAAAACUGAAACAGGAAAGGACGAAAGAAGAUGUAGAUGAAGAUCAGCUUAAAUCAGUAGUUGUAAGUGGUGAAUAUGUUUUAUCUAAAGAAGAGACCAAAUAUUGGAAGUCACGGCGAAAGGAAAAAGUAUUUAAAUAUAAGUCUAAUGGUAAAGGUUUACUAGUUGCAGUUGAAUAAAUUAACAAACACUGUACUAUGAAGGUGGGGUAUAUAUCUUGACUAAACAAACAUAUAGUCAAGAAAUUUUGAAAGAAUAGAAAAAAAAAUUAUCACGAGGCAGGGUUCGAACCCGCGUCUUUUGCCAAACCGUAGCAACGCCUAGACUCUCGGCC
This is a messenger RNA of Zerene cesonia (dogface butterfly), 786 nucleotides long. RefSeq lists its product as uncharacterized. Lineage: Eukaryota; Metazoa; Arthropoda; Insecta; Lepidoptera; Pieridae. The transcript has 4 exons. The coding region runs from base 71 to 631 and encodes 186 amino acids. The record is from RefSeq and is a predicted model, not a curated record.